This is a messenger RNA of Dermacentor andersoni, 1616 nucleotides long. RefSeq lists its product as uncharacterized. Lineage: Eukaryota; Metazoa; Arthropoda; Arachnida; Ixodida; Ixodidae. The record is from RefSeq and is a predicted model, not a curated record.
UAUUUAUUUAUUUAUUUACACUAGAGGUACGUAGCAGUACUGCCCAAGCGGGAGAGGUUUUACAAGAGAUGGGUUAGCUACAUUUUUUUCAGGUGAUGUAACGGUCGUGCAUUAAGCACUAUUUGCAUAAUAACGAUUCUAUGUCCUCACAUGUAAUAGGAAAGAAUGACAUGAUUAAAAAAAAAACCUUCGUAAGGGCUAAUUAAGGUCGUACUACUUUAUAAUGAUUAGCGCGUGACGACUUGCGGUGCUUGAAAAAACGUAUGCAACACUUGAGAAGCCAGUUUUGUCAUGAAUCUCGUGAUACACCUCUUACAUCCCACACAUUUUAUUGUGCAAUAUAACGGUGCAAAGCAUGCCAGAAUGGUACGAAAUCCGGGGCGUCGCACUGAAGUCAUCGGCGUAAGUUUGACCAAGUUUCCCUGCUAGCACGGUCAACGCCAAUACUCUGUACCAGUCUAAAGGGAUACCGCUUCUCUUCUUUUUUUUUUUUUCCAGUGUCUCCUUAAUUAACAGUGGUUCUCACUACGCACAUGUAUUGUAAACAACGUCCCGUACAGCAUUAUAUACGUGUCGUUUCCACCAUGCAAUGUGACGUUUCCCGGCCGUAAAACACUCAAGCGAUAUGUUGUUGUGUCUUGUUGCUUCCAAGGACGCCAAGCCGCAUCCAAGUGACAUAAAAGCCGCGAUCGGGGAAUAUGAACUUACGACUUCCCAGGCGGCGCACGCUGCUGCUACUGCCGAAUCGGCGACGGCUGCCGGCGGUGCAGCGCCCCACCUGUCACCCCCGACAACGCUGGUGCCCCCAUCGUCGGUGAAGAGCCCGACGAACGACAUGGUGGCGACGCCGCUGGAGCACAACCUGUCGAAGGAGGCGCUGUGCGGUUCGAGGGCAGCCAAGGACAGCAACGACGCUUCCAUGACGGCCUCUGCACUACAGCGCGUGCUGAGCCCGCCGGGACCUGCAUCUCCGCCGGCGGCGCCGCCGCAAAAGAAACUUGAGGUGAUCAUCAUGGGCAGCAAGCCGAAAAAGUCGACGUCAUUGCAGAACCGCCCAGGAGUCGUUUCGCCCAGUGUCUUUGACGAGGAUGACGACCUGGUGUCGACGACCAGUUCCGUCAUGGCGUUCCGGGAGCGGCUUCGCGCUGUGCGGCUCGAGGUGAUCCGGCACAAAGGCAUCAUCGCGGCCGCCUCGGUGACGGCGUUCUGCUUCGCCACGUACUUCAUCCUGGUGGCCGUCCUCAUGAUCAUCAUGUACGCAGUAGCCGACCGGCCCGAGGACCGCGUCUCCGCGCGCAUGGGCUUCAAUCCCAUCAACAUCGCGGUCACGCUCAUGGCCAUGGGCGUCGGAUGCUCGGCGCUCGCACUCGCGCUCGCGUUCUCCAUCGAGGACAUUAACUGGGCCUAGGACCGCCGCCACGGGUCCGCAAAGGCGAGAAAUAAAGUGCAGCCGCGGGGUUCGAAGAGUGCGGCUCGAACAAUUCAUUGUAUGCGCCGAUGCGCAGGCCUUCCAGCGCACUGUGUUGUCUGUUUCCACUCGUCCCGUAGUCUGCGCUUUCUCGCCCUAACGAACGCAGACCAGCUAGCCCGUCUUAGAACCCUUGUGCUUCCAGAAA